This is a messenger RNA of Rhincodon typus (whale shark), 1379 nucleotides long. Its product is annotated as enoyl CoA hydratase, short chain, 1, mitochondrial. Gene Ontology annotation, cellular component: mitochondrion. Gene Ontology annotation, molecular function: enoyl-CoA hydratase activity. Bases 251 to 757 code for a protein of 168 amino acids. Gene Ontology annotation, biological process: fatty acid beta-oxidation. NCBI's taxonomy places the organism in Eukaryota, Metazoa, Chordata, Chondrichthyes, Orectolobiformes, Rhincodontidae. The transcript has 5 exons. The record is from RefSeq and is a predicted model, not a curated record.
GACUCUGUGAUCUUGAGGGGAUUUUUUUUAUGGUGUUUUAAACAUUUCUCAAAAGUAAUUAGCAUCAACGUGCCCAAGUUUAAACCCACACUCUGUAAGUAAUACUGAUUUACAGAUUUAGUUCACACAUUUUCAUCACAUUUGUAACUAAAUUUGGAUUUUGGAUAAAACGUCAGGUUAUGUCCUGUUGAACUAAUCGAUAGUUCUGAAAAUCGAUAGUGUUAAAUUAAAAUGUACACUUAGAUGCUGGAUGAAUUUAGAGAAUGUAACAUUUGAUUUGAACCUUUUUGUUCUGCAGCUUGGAGGAGGCUGUGAGUUGGCGAUGAUGUGCGAUAUCAUAUACGCAGGAGAAAAGGCACAGUUUGGGCAACCAGAGAUUCUGUUGGGAACCAUUCCUGGUGCUGGUGGAACACAGCGGUUGACUAAAGCAGUUGGGAAGUCACUGGCAAUGGAAAUGGUCCUCACUGGAGACAGGAUUUCUGCUCAGGAAGCCAAAGCAUCAGGGCUUGUUAGUAAAGUAUAUCCAGUAGCUCAUGUGGUGGAAGAAGCCAUCAAAUGUGGAGAGAAAAUAGCGAGCAACUCUAAGCUUAUUACAGCAAUGGCGAAGGAAGCAGUCAAUGGUGCUUUUGAAUUGACAUUGGCAGAAGGAAACAGAUUGGAGAAGCGUUUGUUCCACUCUACGUUUUCCACUAAUGACCGGAAAGAAGGCAUGAGUGCAUUUGUUGAGAAGCGGAAGGCUAAUUUCACUGACCAAUGAUUGUAUUCAAAAGUUCUGAAUUGCAAUGGGAACUGAAUUACUAAUGUCAGUUGGAUCAGCCGAAAGUUGAUAGAAAGUUGGUGAAGUUUUGAAAAUGGCGCACAAGAUUACAAUAACAAAUUCUGAUUCCAAAUAGAUAUUUUAUUUUAAUGCUUCUGUAUUUUAUUUUUGUCAGGGUAAUUGUGAAUGAAAUAUGAACAAUGUUUUUACUCAUUAAUAAUAUCUUUGAAUCAUUAGCCAUUCUGUUACUACUUCCACUUUCCACAAAUAAUUUCAGCUGAUUUCCAUUGGUCAAGUAAUUCUAAUUUAGCUCAUAUUAAAUAUUUUGUCAUGUAAAAAGUAGGUGUGUCAAUGUUUAGGGUAUGUGAAAUGGCAUCUGUUACUUCAACAGUACAGCAACAGACUGUAGCAAGUGGAUGGUUAACAGCCUCAGGUCAACUCUUUGAAUUAACUUGCAUUGCAUUGAACUGUACCUGUACAAUUAUACAGUGGGAUUCUUACUAUUUGAUUGGUCUUAACUUGUGGAGAGCAGGAUUCUUUGUACAGGGACAUUUUUUUUGGUUCUUGAUUAACCAGCAAUAAAAGAUUAAAAUAAAGGCAAUUUGCUCUUUGAGACUACCAA